Molecule: messenger RNA, 721 nt
Organism: Magallana angulata
Lineage: Eukaryota; Metazoa; Mollusca; Bivalvia; Ostreida; Ostreidae
Exons: 3
Coding region: 1-531 (176 amino acids)
Source: RefSeq, a predicted model, not a curated record
AUGGAAAUCAGCUUAGCUUUUUCACACCGAAUGAUACCUGUGGAUAUAUACAAAAAGACCUGGCCAAGACAUAUUAUUACAUGUUGUAAUCUUUCCAUAGAUGCACACCUCCGACAGUUUUCAAUUUGUAGGAGUAUAAAAUCAGAAUCAGAAUUAUUGAAAAUAAGGGGAGGUUUCUUCAGUGAAGAUGAUGAAAUACAUACCAUCUGUCCAAAACACAGAUAUGUUCUUGGUGUUGGAUGGAGGUCAAGUAGGAUGUGUUCCCUUGGAUGGACAUGUAAUCAUCAAAGCAAGAGCAAUUCAAAAGGAACCAUAACAAAAGAGCAGUCAUUCUUCCUGAAGAAUUAUUAUGAUUGUCUUAUUAGAAUUGGUUCAGGAGUGAGUUCCAAUUGUAGAAAACAUCUUGUAAAAAGGAUGGAAUCAGAUAAGGAGAAUACACAAGGGGAAAAUGAGGUAGACACAUAUCCAGUUGGUUCUGCUGAAGUUCUUCACAAAGGAUGGGCUUUGAAGUCAAAAUGCGAGUUUAAGUGAUUCACUGAAUCUCAAAAAUCUUUCUUGAAAGUUUGAGGUUGUAGAAAGCAGUGGUCAUAAACUUGACCCAGAAGAUGUAGCCUCCGAGAUGAGAAGAGUGAGAAAUGCAGAAGGAAAGUGCAUUUUCAGAAUUGAUGAGUUCCUUUCAGGAAAUCAAGUUUCCAGCUAUUUCUGCAGAUUGGACUUAAAA